Messenger RNA from Laetiporus sulphureus 93-53, 761 nucleotides. RefSeq names its product RNA-binding domain-containing protein. Gene Ontology annotation, molecular function: metal ion binding; pre-mRNA 3'-splice site binding. Lineage: Eukaryota; Fungi; Basidiomycota; Agaricomycetes; Polyporales; Laetiporaceae. Gene Ontology annotation, biological process: mRNA splicing, via spliceosome. Bases 14 to 703 code for a protein of 229 amino acids. The record is from RefSeq and is a predicted model, not a curated record. The transcript is spliced from 5 exons. Gene Ontology annotation, cellular component: spliceosomal complex; U2AF complex.
CUCUCAAGCAAACAUGGCGUCUCAUUUGGCCAACAUCUUUGGAACCGAGCAGGAUCGUGUCAACUGCUCUUUCUAUUAUAAGAUUGGAGCGUGCAGGCAUGGUGACCGCUGCUCCCGAAAACACAUCAAACCAGCGUUCUCGCAAACCAUCCUCUUGCCGAACGUGUACCACAACCCCGCGCACGACCCCGUCUGCAAGCUGACCGAGAAGGAACUGCAGGAGGGAUUCGACGCGGUGUAUGAGGAUCUCUACUGCGAGUUGGCGAAGUUUGGUCAUCUCUUGGAGCUACACGUAUGCGACAAUGUUGGAGAUCACCUCAUCGGCAACGUGUAUGCUCGAUAUGAGUGGGAGACAGAGGCGCAGGCUGCAGUUGAUAACCUGAAUGAUCGCUGGUAUGCAGGUCGUCCACUCUAUGCCGAGCUCUCUCCCGUCACCGACUUCCGCGAGGCAUGCUGCCGACAAAAUGAAAACGGCGAGUGCAACCGUGGCGGCUUCUGCAACUUUAUGCACCUGCGGCUCGCGUCGAAGGAGCUCGUGUCCUCGCUACGCGCCGGCCAGCGUCUCGAGCGGAGACUCCACCCGCCAAAGACCGAGGGCGGCGGAGGAUGGGAGCCGACGAAGCGCGAGGGCGCGCGCGCGCGUAGUGCGAGCCCGGCCAGACGGGGUCGGAACGAAGGUGAAGAUAGGUGGACUCGGAAAUGAGGUGGGACGCCCGAAGGAGACCCUGCUUGCUUGUUGAUCCAGACUGUUCUUCCCCGUG